This is a messenger RNA of Charadrius vociferus (killdeer), 1527 nucleotides long. RefSeq names its product heat shock factor protein 3-like. Gene Ontology annotation, biological process: regulation of DNA-templated transcription. NCBI's taxonomy places the organism in Eukaryota, Metazoa, Chordata, Aves, Charadriiformes, Charadriidae. The record is from RefSeq and is a predicted model, not a curated record. The transcript is spliced from 12 exons. Bases 100 to 1527 code for a protein of 475 amino acids. Gene Ontology annotation, molecular function: DNA-binding transcription factor activity; sequence-specific DNA binding.
GAGAAUUUCUGCAUUCUGGAUGAGCAGAGGUUUGCCAAGGAGCUGCUCCCCAAGUACUUCAAACACAACAAUAUCUCCAGCUUCAUACGACAGCUUAACAUGUAUGGUUUCAGGAAGGUGAUUGCUCUGGAGAAUGGUAUGAUUACAGCGGAGAAAAGCUCAGUCAUUGAGUUCCAGCACCCUUUCUUCAAGCAAGGGAAGGCACAUCUACUGGAAAACAUCAAGCGCAAGGUAUCUGCAGUAAGAACUGAGGAUCUCAAGGUCUGUACAGAGGAUUUGCACAAAGUACUGUCUGAAGUCCAGGAGAUGAGAGAGCAGCAGAACAACAUGGAUGUCAGGCUGGCUAACAUGAGGAGAGAAAAUAAGGCCCUGUGGAAAGAAGUGGCAGUUCUAAGGCAGAAGCACAGUCAACAACAGAAGCUGCUGUCUAAGAUUCUUCAAUUUAUACUAAGUCUGAUGCGAGGAAAUUAUAUUGUUGGGGUCAAAAGAAAAAGGUCUCUAACGGAUGCUGCAGGUGCUUCACCUUCCAAAUACAGUCGUCAGUAUGUUCGCAUACCGGUGGAGAGUGGCCAAGCAAUGGCUUUUUCUGAACAUAAUGCAGAUGACGAGGAUGGAAAUGGUACAGGUCUCAUCAUUCGAGAUAUCACUGAUACCCUGGAAAAUGCCACCGAUGGUCUCCUUGCUGUGGCACACACAAGUGGCAGAGCCAGAGAGACACAGGCAGCUCUGGAUCCUGGCUUACCUAUUUGUCAAGUAUCGCAGCCGAAUGAGUUAAGUUGUGCAGAACCGAUCCCACCAGUUCAUAUAAAUGAUGUCAAUAAAUCCAGUGAAACAGAAAACGUUGCUGUGGAACUCCAUACUGCACAACCUAAUGCUCCAGAAGACCCCGUGUCAGUGAUUGACUCCAUCUUGAACGAGAACAACUCUGGAAACCAAAAUGAUCCUUUACUGGACAGAGAAGAAAUUCAGGAUUUUCUUAAUUGCAUUGACGCCAGCCUUGAAGAGCUCCAAGCAAUGUUAUCUGGGAAGCAGUAUAACUUUGGUUCUGAAGCUUUCAGCGAUACACUUAAUCCUGAGCUGCCAGCCCUGGAUAUGAGCUUGAUGGAAACUUCCCCUGGCAUGGAAAACAUUGCAAACUUGGCAGAGAGCACUGAAGAUCUGGGAGCGAGUGAGAGAGAAACAGCGGGAAGCAAAGAUAUGCAGCUGAUACAGUACAGGGCCAAUCCUCUGCUUUCAUUAUUUGAAGAACUACCUUCGAGUGAAGCUGCAGGGAAGAUAGAGGAUCCGAAAGACCUUCUGCUGCCUCCCCUGGAGGAGAAGCCUGCUCUUCAGCCUCCUUCGGGUAGUGAAACUGUCUUGCCGCUAGCAGCUCCAGCAAGCCAGGCUGAGCCUCUGGAUGCUCUGGGAAUGGGUGAUCCACCUCUCCUCUCGGAAGAUGGAAAUGGAGAGUAUAAACUGUUUCCACUCUUGCUCCUCAGUCCUGUUGCCAACUUCAUAGAAGAGGCCUCCGAGAUAGAAACGUCUUGA